ACAAUGCUGCUCUUCAAAAAAUUAUGCCGCAUUAAUGCUACAAAUAGUAAUGAACGCCAAGGGCAACACACUCGUCAGCACAGACACAGACAAGAACAAGGGCAAGAACAUCAGCAACAACAUCAGCAACAACAACAAGGAGUCCAACAAGGGACAUUGUCAUCCCCAACAUCCGGCGACGCUGUUACGCUUCGAGUCGCAAAUCCUUUAGACAACUUGACGACGCGCCAACGAGGCCUCCACGAAGACAACGCCACCGAACAGAAUCACUUUGCUAAUCGAGUGCUGUGCCGUACGCCACCACCAGUCUACGAUUCACUGCCGGCUACACCGCCACCCUCUUACACGCCUCACAGUGGUGUGGAUGUGGGCGUUGCUGGUGGCUUUGGUACAGCUGAUGGUUGUGUAUUAAUAAACGCUGUAGCUCAGAGUGCGGGCGCUUGGCCAUCGUACGCCGCAUCGCCAACGCAAUGUCAACCUUUCUGCGCUCAGUUGGACAGUAAUGCCGCAGAUUAUGAUGAAGUUGUAUUGCCACCCACUGCGCUUAGAUAUCCACAGCAAGGUCAGCAAUUAGUGCAAUAUAGCGAGAAUGUGGCGCCAACAGUUGCGCAGCAAGAGCAACAGCAAUUACUUGAAGCACAAUUGCAACUCAGAGGAGAGCAACCCCAGCAACAGCAGCAGCAGCAACAACAAUUGCGUCGUCGCAGACGCUUACAUUUGUUGCAGCAACAGCGUUUGUCGAAUAUUAAUGCGGCAAGCACAGACAGCACCAGUAGCAGCAGCAACUACAGCUUUGGUAAUAGGCGCAACAAUAACAACAACAACUUCGAAUUUAACGUCAACAGUCAGCGCUGCGGCAGCAGCAGCGAUAGCGAAACUUACGCUCAGUUACCGAUUGGCAGUGAACGACGCCAACAGCGUCGACAGCAGCGUAUUGGUCGCGGCUUAAGAGAUGCCUAUUGCCCUGAUCUGCUUCACGCUUGCUCCCUCAUCCUCCAACAGCAGCACGAGCAAUCACUCGAGCCCAACGACACUAGCGACAGCUCUGUAAGCAAUUUUACGGCUACACCACCACCACCACCACCUCGCCCUCAAAGUAGCUGCUCCAUAGAUUAUGUGGAAAUAGAUCAAAUCCGUCCGGCGACGCGAGAUCGCGAAGGUGAACGAUUUAGAGAUCUACAGCCUGGCAUUUGGCAGCCUCAGGUUGUGCGGACGAUUAGCACACCUGAACUGCAUUCACACGUCUAUAGCAAUGAUGUUGGCGGCACGCCGUUGAACGCCGAGUGCGUACAAAGCACAGACGUCGAGUACCAAAGAUUAACACAGAAUCCAAUUCAGCGGGAGAUGGGUCAAAAUUUGAGUUUACGCCGACCGCGUAUCUCACUGACUUGGGUAUUAAGAGAGCAACAACAACAGCAACAACCAAACGAAGUACAAACGCCAACGAAUGACGACGACGAGCCGGGAACUACAAAGAAACUCGUUAAUGGCACAGCGGCAGAAACACCAAAUAAUAAUAACGGUUGCAUGAAUGGUAGGCUAGAAUCCAAGCAGCGCACAGAAUUGGUGCCAACGCAGUUGACCACUACGUCUACCACAAACACUGCCACCACCACAACUACAACGACAACGAAACGUUAUCGUCUCAAGCAGCUGCCCGGCAGCACUGAUCCACUCAAUGGGUACGCCACCACGCCCACCGCACACAUGCCAGCUAAUGCUUUGGCGCCACAAAAGUUCUUCAGCAACCAAAACUUACUGGAAUACAAAGAAAAGUCAAGAGCGCCCUCCCGCGAGCUAUUGUUCGUCUGCACGCCACAGCGAUUGCCGAAGAGUUACGAUACCAGCGAAGCGCUUUCGUUGGCCAAAAAACGCAAUGAGAUACGUAAGAGGCUUGCAGCUAAGAUGGCAACAUUGCAGGCAAAUGGCAGGCCGCACGCAGACGGCGCUGAGGCAAGUCAGUUGGACAGAAAUGGUUGCGCCUCGGUAACAGCGACAGGUGCGGCUAAUGGUGUUGUUCUAGAAAAGGAUGAGCUAAAGUCAUUGAAGGGCACUUACUCCGAACCGAGUUUGAUUGCUGCUUCGGAGGGACAUCCUCGUCGUCACCGUCACCGCAAACGACGCGAACGCAUUCGCGGACCAAAGUUUGGUUACGAGAUUAGCAAUGUAGAUGAAUUCCUCUCCAAGUGUUCACUGGCCUCGCCUGGCAAUAUACCCGUCGUACUGUCGGCUGCCAGUACGCUUUACCAAACGCGGCCGGGACAACAUCAAGUUGAAGUGCCGCUGCCGCUGGGCAUGGUCGUGAAUGCGGUAUUCAAAAAUCAAAACUGGCUGUAUGUGCAAACACCGCACGCUGAGGAGGGCUAUGUAGGUUACUCUUGCUGCCUGCCGCUAGGCAUACUCCCACCCACCGCGCGUAGCAGCGCCGCUAACCCCAGCAAACCAGCGCCGUGUUGGGAGUCCAACGGUGACAUAUUUCCACGUCCUGGCGGUAAUAUGACUGACUCAGAAAAGGAGAUACGUCUGCGUGGCGGCACACGCUCCGAUGGUGCGCGUACGCCGCGCGGCAAGCGCGGUGAAGCAGUCGGCACCGAUGUGGAUGCGAAAAACGGCAAUGCCUCAGUCGUAUCCGCAGCUGCCUCCACUUGCGGUGAGCAACAGGUAGAUCGGCUGUAUUUGCGCGCGGCAUCGCAGCCGCGUCUAGUCGAAAAGGCAUACGCGCAGCUCAAAUCCACCAAGCAGGCACUGGCGCUACACAACAGCGGCAACGAUGAAUACGUAACACUGCAGCAGCAGCAGCAGCAGCACAAGUCAAAGUUGCAUGUGCAGAAGCAUAUGCAACAACAGCAACAACUGCAGCAGCUGCAUCACAAGCACCUCAUCAAUGGGCCGUACAUCACGAACGGCCACAACGGCCAGCACCUACAUCCAAAGAACAUUGCGAACAUUUCGUCAGCGGCUAGUGUCUCAAAUGCCGCGAGCGUUGCGUCGGUAUCGCAUAGCGCCAGCUUUGCGUCGAAAGCUCCGGCCAAUGGGAGCUUACAUAACGCUAAUGCGAAUCAGCAGCAACACGGCAGUGUGUUGCACAUGGCCAGUCGAAAGCAGCAUGGCUUACGUCAAACGCUCGUCGCCAUCAACACCGAUUACGCCACCGACAGCAUUGUGCUGCACAAGGGUGAAAUUGUGACGCUCUGCGAGUGUCGUGAAUCCAAAGAUCAUCGACAAUGGUUCUAUGUGCGUACCCGCGACGGCCGUGAAGGUUACAUACCCGCCGAGGUGGCAGGCCAUGGGUACUUGUAGGCGCAUGCGCACGCACACCCAUACAUUUUGCAUACUAAUCAUUUGAAAGUGAAAAGAUUUUUCUAGUUGUAAGUUGCACCACACUCAUUCCAGUCGCUUAGUCUGUAGCAGCUUAGAACUUAUUAAUAAAUAUUAUCAAUUAUUAGACGACGUACACAGUAUUUGGCUCAAGACGAAGAGGGAGAAUAGAUAUACGUACCUACAUACAUAUGUAUGUAUGUAUCUAAUUUUAUCGACUAUGUAUUUAUGUAUGCUAAUAAAAGUGUUAUAUGUACUUUAAGUAUAAAAACGUUGUUUGUAUGUACAUAUGUGUAUGAACUUCAUAACGAAAAUUGCAAUGAAAGCUGUUUACAAAAAUUAAAUAAAUUAUUAUUCCAUCACACAAAUUUAAAUAAA
This is a messenger RNA of Rhagoletis pomonella (apple maggot), 3696 nucleotides long. RefSeq lists its product as uncharacterized. The record is from RefSeq and is a predicted model, not a curated record. Lineage: Eukaryota; Metazoa; Arthropoda; Insecta; Diptera; Tephritidae. The transcript has 4 exons. Gene Ontology annotation, molecular function: protein binding. Bases 4 to 3300 code for a protein of 1098 amino acids.